AUGGCUGCAAACGGGACAAAAGAAUUUUACGCUUUUCAGCAGCAUGUCGCAAACAAAUUCGGCGUAUCUACAGCCUCUUACAAUGACAUUUGGCGAUGGAGUGUCGACCACCCCAGUGCUUUCUGGGAGGAGAUCUGGCAUUACACAGGUAUCAAGGCCAACAAGCAGUAUGACUCUGUGCUGGAUGAAUCGGCUCCAAUGUUUCCCAAGCCUGCCUUCUUCCCUGGUUGCGAAUUGAACUUCGCUGAGAACCUGCUGUUCCCUCGCUCGAACCCCCCUGAUGAUGCUUUUGCUAUUAUCGCGGCCACAGAGAACACGCGUGAGCGGGUGACAUGGUCGGAGCUGCGAGAACGGGUGCGCAAGUGUGCUGCGGCAAUGGAGAGACAUGGGCUCAAAAAGGGAGACAGAGUUGCAGGUUAUCUGGCCAACCACUCCAACUCGGUGGUUGCUAUGCUAGCGGCGACCUCUCUGGGUGCAAUAUGGUCGGGCGUCAGUCCAGACACAGGCGUACACGCCGUUCUCGACAGACUCCGCCAAAUUGAACCAGUGAUUCUGUUUGCCGACAAUGCGGUCACGUACAACGGAAAGAUCCAUGAAACACAUGCCAAAGUAUCGCAGGUCAUUUCAGAGUUACCGUCACUUAAGAACUUGGUUAUUUUCGAAACCGUUCCCGGCCACCUAUUUGACAUCACGUCUAUAAACGGAAACCCAGACAAGGUCGUCGAAACAUAUUCCUCCUUCUGGGCCAAGGGUGAUGCAUCACGACCACUCCGCUUUACUUACCUUUCUCCGGACCAUCCUGUUUAUAUCCUGUACUCCUCCGGCACCACUGGUGUCCCCAAGCCGAUUGUCCAUGCAUCACUGGGGACUCUACUGCAACACAAGAAGGAACACCAGAUCCAUUGUGAUGUCAAACCACUCGAGAAGGUGUUCUACUUUUCUACGGUGACCUGGAUGAUGUGGCACUGGCUUGUAUCAGGCUUGGCGAGCGGAGCCACUAUAGUGCUGUACGACGGCUCUCCAUUUCAUCCGCACAAGGAGAUGAGCAUGCCACUUCUGAUUGAUGAGCUUGAAAUCAACCACUUUGGCACUUCCGCCAAAUAUCUGUCCGUCUUGGAACAGUCUCAGACUCUACCUAGAGAGGCAUCUCCCCAAAGCGCCACGCUCAAGUCUCUGAAGUCUAUCUUCUCUACUGGCUCACCCCUGGCGCCCAGUACUUUCGAAUACGUCUACAAGAAUUUAUCUCCUCCAGCCCCUCAUCCAGGAAUACUUCUUGGUUCUAUAACAGGAGGAACAGACAUAAUUUCUCUGUUCGGCGCUCCUUGUCCAGUGUUGCCGGUGCACUCUGGCGAAAUCCAAUGUCGUGGUCUCGGUAUGGCGAUCAGGGCUUUCUCCGCAGAUGGCCAAGAUAUAACAUCGACGGGCCAAGCAGGAGAGCUCGUCUGCACUGUCCCGUUCCCUUGCCAACCUUGCAUGUUCUGGCCGCCUGGCCCGAGCGGCGAAAAGCGAUAUAAGUCGUCAUAUUUUGAAGUGUUUACUGAUCCCAAAACAGGCCAUCCGAUCUGGCACCACGGCGAUUUUGUACGCUUCAACCCAUCGACAGGUGGCAUCUGGAUGCUGGGCAGAUCCGACGGCGUACUCAAUCCGAUGGGUGUCCGUUUCGGCUCCAGCGAGAUCUACAACGUCCUUCUCAAGCAUUUCAGUACAGAAGUGGAAGAUGCGCUAUGCAUCGGGCGAAAGCGCGAGCAAGACACGGAUGAAGUUGUCGUGCUAUUUCUCAAAAUGUCUAAAGGCCAGUCCUUUUCACAGGACUUGGUACAAAAUAUCCAAACCAUGAUACGGAAGGAGUUGAGUGCGCGUCAUGUACCGAAGAUCGUGGACGAGUGUCCUGAUAUCCCGGUCACAACAAAUGGCAAGAAAGUCGAGGGCGUCGUCAAGCAAAUUUUGAGUGGUAUGCACAUCAAGACAAGUGCAAGUGUGGCGAACAGUGGCUGUUUGGAUUGGUACCGGGAAUGGGCAAAAACACAUUAG
Molecule: messenger RNA, 2031 nt
Organism: Fonsecaea nubica
Lineage: Eukaryota; Fungi; Ascomycota; Eurotiomycetes; Chaetothyriales; Herpotrichiellaceae
Exons: 4
Coding region: 1-2031 (676 amino acids)
Biological process (GO): lipid metabolic process
Cellular component (GO): cytosol
Molecular function (GO): acetoacetate-CoA ligase activity
Source: RefSeq, a predicted model, not a curated record